This is a messenger RNA of Penicillium coprophilum, 2070 nucleotides long. RefSeq lists its product as uncharacterized. Gene Ontology annotation, molecular function: DNA-binding transcription factor activity, RNA polymerase II-specific; RNA polymerase II cis-regulatory region sequence-specific DNA binding; zinc ion binding. Gene Ontology annotation, cellular component: chromatin. The transcript has 5 exons. Gene Ontology annotation, biological process: regulation of transcription by RNA polymerase II. NCBI's taxonomy places the organism in Eukaryota, Fungi, Ascomycota, Eurotiomycetes, Eurotiales, Aspergillaceae. The record is from RefSeq and is a predicted model, not a curated record. The coding region runs from base 1 to 2070 and encodes 689 amino acids.
AUGAAGGCAAACAAGCAUUUCCGCUGUAACGUCUGUCAGCGCGGGUUCACGCGUACUGACCACCUCAAACGCCACCAUUUGCGCCAUUCAGGCCAGAAACCCUAUUCCUGCAUAUUUUGCAAUGAUUCGUUCGCACGCUGUGACAAUCUGCGCGACCAUUAUACCGAUUGCACUAGACGUGGGGAUCGCGAAAUCCCUGAGACAGGUCAGAGGGGUAGGCGGCGACAUGCCUGUCAAUCGGUUAGUCGCGACCAGAUUACCCGAAACCCUACCGCAGAUAUUGACAUUUUCUUGGCCAAACAGUGUACCUCGAUGAAAUUACGAUGCGAUGGACGAAGCCCUUGCGGGUCGUGCCAGAAGAGGAAGUUGAUGUGUAACAACGAGCGGACGGCAGACCCGACCCUCGGAGCAAUUAAAGCAGGCUCAAGCCUUGAAUCAGGUAAGGCGCAAUGGAAGCCCCAUACCAAUCAUACAGAUAUCUCAGCGCAACACGAAAUCUCCGACCAGCCAUCAUUUGACAGAGGAUCAAUCAAGUUUCUACUUAAUGGUGGCACCGAUAGCUUCACACAAAACUUUCGACUUCCGCCAUGCAGUGAUCGGGGGCGCAGUCUCAAUUAUCAUAACACAAAUGGCUUCGAAGAACUUCAGGGUACAGGGCCUCCAUACAAGAUCGAUGGCGGGUUCAUUGAUCCCGACUCUGUCCCGCCGCAAUUCUUCCAAGACAAAUUCCUGGAUUUUUUUCAUGGCCCUUUUGGUGAUGGUCAGAAGCCCACGGAUAAUCCUUAUUAUACCGGGGAACUUGACGACCAGCUUGUUACCCCUCCGGGGCAGCAUCCGACAUCACCUGGAGAUGCCGCCAUCAUGGAACCGGAGCGACCGUUCACGAUGGCAUUAAUUCAAUCAAUAUUGGCACAAGCGUGGCAGGUCCCGCUUGAUCCUAAGGCGCAAGAAGCGGUGUCUGCGAAUCUUCACUUUCUGUUGACCACCGCGCGCAUACGAAAAUACAUUGCGCUCUAUUUCAAAUACUGGCAACCUAGCUGUGCAAUGCUUGCUGUAUCCUUUGAUCCGGAGACAGUUCCCCUGCGGCUCUUGGCUGCGGUAGUCUUCAUGGGCGCAAUGUACAGUAGUGACCAAAGGGAAGUGUACGCCGCCAAGAGAGUGCUAGAUUUUGCAGAGUUAUUCGUCUUUGCGAAUGAUGUUUUCUCCACCGAGAGCGAAAUUACUGCUAUGUUCUCGGGUGGUCGAUGCGGCGAGGAAAGUAGCGAUUGGAAUUGGUUCCAGAACUUUCAAGCUGGGGUUAUCAUUACCAUCGUUCAAUACUGGGCAGGAAACCGCUUGUCUCGAUAUCGAGCGAUGGAAAAUCGAUUCAGUGAGGUUGUGAAGGUUGCUCGACGAAUUGAACUUGUGAAAGCUCGUCAUCUUCCUGGUGACCAGAACUAUCUCCAUCAUUUCGCUGCUCGAUUGCGCAUUCUUUUUUUCCAAAACUACCCGUGUCGCCUCACACACACUGAAAUGGAAUGCGAUUUGCCCUGCGAGGAAUCGCUUUUCUGCUCCGAGCACCCAUUUGCUGAGCCAAACUUUUGUUUUUCGCGCGGUCUAAUGGUUUCGGAGGCCUUUGAAAAUUUGUUUCACGAAGCACCCGAGUCUACUCCGAUGAAACUCACAGCUUUAGACAUGUUUAUCCUGAUUCAUAUUCUAUUCUCAUUCAUUAAUACCCAUAUGACACUUCUCGGCUCUAUCAUCCGCAGACGCCAUUCCAAAAAUCCUUGCAGAAAUACCAGGAUUGGCACGGACGACACCAGCAAGAUUCCUGAAGACUCUAUCCUCAUUUCCCUCCGGACUGCUCUAUCACGCUGGCGUGAUUAUUGGAUUGCACUUCGCAGCAGAGUCACAAGUGACGAGUGGAGGUCCAUGGGGUUUUAUAAGAAUGGGUAUAACUUUUGGCUUGUCUCGCAACUGCUUAUUACCAACAAGAACGCUGUUGAUGUGGUGAUGCAAAUGGAGGUCCACUGCGAAGAUAAGUUGGAGAAGCUGAAGGUAUUGUUGCUUGACGACCAGGAAGAUCUAUAA